This is a messenger RNA of Scophthalmus maximus (turbot), 2218 nucleotides long. RefSeq names its product target of myb1 membrane trafficking protein (gene tom1). The record is from RefSeq and is a predicted model, not a curated record. Gene Ontology annotation, biological process: signal transduction. NCBI's taxonomy places the organism in Eukaryota, Metazoa, Chordata, Actinopteri, Pleuronectiformes, Scophthalmidae. Gene Ontology annotation, cellular component: endosome; membrane. Gene Ontology annotation, molecular function: clathrin binding; ubiquitin binding; phosphatidylinositol binding. Bases 154 to 1581 code for a protein of 475 amino acids. The transcript is spliced from 16 exons.
UGGCUCACUUCGUUUUGUGCACAGCAGCAGCAGCGGCGGCGGCGGCGACAGCGGCAGCAGUGCAGUCGGUCUGCUGGAGCGAGCGGGGCUUGUGGACGCGCACGGCUCGGCCCGGGGACGUCGGUGCUCAGCUGGGCCAUCGCCGCUCUCGCCAUGGAGUUUUUGCUGGGGAACCCGUUCAGCACGCCGGUGGGCCAGCGGAUCGAGUAUGCGACCAGCUCCAGCCUUGAGUCAGAAGACUGGGCCAUCAACAUGGAAAUCUGCGACAUGAUCAACAGCUCAGAGGAAGGACCCAAAGAUGCAGUCAGAGCCAUAAAGAAAAGGAUAGUGGGGAAUAACAACUUCAAGGAGGUCAUACUGACACUUACUGUCCUGGAGACCUGUGUGAAGAACUGUGGCUACAGGUUUCACAUCCUGGUGACCACGCGGGAUUUCACAGAAGGGGUUCUGGUCAGGGCGAUCAUCCCGAGGAACAACCCUCCGCUGGUCGUGCACGACAGAGUGCUCAGCAUCAUACAGGCGUGGGCUGAUGCAUUCCGCAGCUCACCUGACCUGACGGGUGUGGUGUCAGUCUACGAAGACCUUCGAAGGAAAGGGCUCGAGUUCCCCAUGACAGAACUGGACGGUUACUCAUCUGGGCAGGCCCCGAAAAAGACUUUGCCUGGGAAUGGGCCCGCUGUCACUACUCUGCCUGCUGGGCUCCUUUCUUCCAAAGCUCCGCUCAUCCCUCCCCAGACCUCUGAACUAAAAAAGGCCCUCGAGGGAAACAAUGCCUUCACUCCCAGCCAGGUCAAAAGGCUGAAGGCAGAGCUGGGAGUGGUGCGCAGCAACCUGACCAUGAUGUCGGACAUGAUGAGUCAGCUGGAUCCAGUCACGGUAAAACAAGCAGACAUGGAGCUGUUGGAGCAGUUAUACACAGUUUGUAAGGAAAUGCAAGACAGGAUAGUAAAGAUGGUCCCCAGACUCAGUGAGGAGAAGCUGAUUGAAGAGUUACUGGCAACAAAUGAUGAAAUGAACUCCGCCUUCACUCGCUACCACAGGUUUGAAAGACACAUAACAAAUGGUCAAAAUACAACGCAAAAGAGCCACACGUAUGUCAACCUAUCAGAGCUCGAUGUCACGGCUGAGUCUCAGGAGUCAGGAGUGGCGUCAGCAACCAGCGACAGUUUGUCCAGUCAGUUGACAAAACUUAGUACAAGCGAAUCAGAUCACACAUUACCGCAGAAAAUACAUUCCUCAACUCAACAAACACCAAGCGAGGAUGCCGUUGAGGGCCUGGCUCGAGCUAAGGACAGCAGACUACACAACACUGCAACGGACGACAGCCCAGCCUCCACCAACAGCUCCUCACCAAAGUUAGAUUGGAUGAUUAAAAGGGGAAUGAUUCCUAUCAGCCAGUCCAAUGUAAUGGAGGAUAUUGAGAAAUGGCUAGAGCUGGAUGAUGAGUAUGAUGACUUUGAGGACUCCGAUGGUGUGACCAGUGAAGAAUUUGACAAGUUUUUGGCAGGAAGAGCAAAAGCCGCUGACCGCCUCCCGUCACUGAGGGACUCCUCCCAGGACACCAACGACUCAGAGUCUUAAAACUGCACUUAAACCUGCCAAACUAACAAUACUCAUGUAGCUCCCGCGCCAACGGAUUUCUUUUAGAUGACUGGUUGAAUGGCACAUGUGAUAUAUGCGGAAUCGCAACCCAUAUUUAAGGAAGAACUUCAUAACUGUGUAUAUUGCUGUUCUGUACUGUGGAGCAAAUUUGGUUGUUUUUUUUAACUGGUAAAAAUAAUAAUUGAUGAAGAACAGAGGUUUUUAACUUGUCGUUGUUAUGAGGGUUUGUCCAUGUGUGGAAUGCAAACAUUUGCACAUUUUAUAUAGUUACAUUCCUGCUGUUGAAGGAGAGAGGGGAUAUUGUUUCGGAAAACCUUUUCUAACAUAGAUUAUGUAUAAUAUUACUGAUAUAUAUAUAUAUUGUCAGAUACAAUGACAGGUUGCAGAAAACUCCCCUGUCAAAUUGGCAAACUCUGUAAACUUGUAUGUAAGAGAAGCUCUGCUGUUACCUAAGGAAAUUUGAUUUGAUGCUUCAUAUUAUUGGUGUACGGUGAAGGAAAACUGAUACGUUUUUUUUUUCAUGCAACUUUCCCUUGUAAAGAUGUUUUACUUGAAGUUUAAAAAAAAAAUUGUGACAGACUACUGUCUUAUAUUAAACUUAAUGUAUUAACUGGAA